UGAAACCCUUGCCUCUCUUCCUACCUCUCUCCUGCCCCCGUCGGUUUCCGCCGAAACCAUCUCCGACCUUCCCCUUCCGGGCUUCCCUGCUCUCGCGACGGAAAGCCCUGCGAUACAGUCGAGACUAGAGCAAGCUAAGAAGACAAGGAAGACAACGACGAGAUCGUGGAGUACGAAGGUCUCCAAAACUCCCAUCUUUUUCCUCUUUCCGCUCCGCUUCUGCCCAAACCAUUGAUGAAGGGUAAAAUGGAAUUAUGGAUCUAGUCUCAAGUAGAAUAAUUCUAGCAGGACAUGGAAGCAAUGGCUUCAUAUUACCAGGCAGCAACUUUAGUUGCUUUGCCAUCAUAUCCUAACUCCCUUGUGUGGUCAAAGGAGAAUUUGGUGGCUAUUCCUUCGGAGCAUCUCAUCACGAUUCUGAAUCCAGCCUCACUUUCUAGUGCUCGAGGCGUAAUCACACUUGUGCAGAACAAGCCUUUCCGAACAGGUUUGGUGGAAAGAAGUGAUCUUCUUACCCCUUGUUUACAACCUAUUUGUUUAUCAAAGGAUACUCGUCCAUGUGCUCGUUCAAUUUCUUGGUCUCCUCCAGGACUUGCACCUAAUUCGGGAUGUUUGCUUGCUGUCUGUACGUUUGAUGGCCAUGUAAAACUUUAUCGAGCACCAUAUUGUGAGUACAGUUCGGAAUGGAUUGAGGUUGCAGACAUGUCUGACCUUUUAUUUGAUCAUAUCACUACUAUCAACUACGGCAAGUGGAAUGACCAAAGUUUGGCGGUUCAUGGAGUGAAAGCCAGCAGCAGAAAGCGUAGUAGAUCAAAAAAUGGGUUUGCAGUUUCUACUUGCAACAAGUCUUACAGAAGCAUAAAGAGAAAGGGGCCAAGUUGCAGGAGAAGCAGCCCUACAGAAGUCGAUCCAGAUAUCAUCAGCCUGGGCAUAUGUUAUGGCGGUGAUGGGAUCACUUUGGAGGAUAAUGAAGCUAAUGCUGAGACUGAUGAUGAAAGUACUCUAGAUCAGAGUUCUAACUUGCCCCAUAUCACUGCCCAGCAGUAUGUUUCUCGUAGUGCUGUAUUGUCUUCCCUGGUUGUUUCCUGGUCACCAGUACUGCAAUCUUCUGAAACCUGCUGUGCUAUACUUUCUGCUGGUGCAAAAUCUGGUGAUGUUUCUUUUUGGAGGAUUUGUGAGCCAGAAUGCUUUACUAUAAAGCAUGGGAACAUUCCUGUGAAUGCGAUGCUCAUUGGACUUAUUCAGGCUCAUAAUUCAUGGAUUACUGCAAUUUGUUUUGGCAUUUCCACUGCUUGUUCUUUAAAGUCUCAAUUGUUCAUGGUCACCGGAUGUUCUGAUGGAAGUGUGAAGAUUUGGUCCGGCAAUGUUGAAGGAUUUCUAUUAGCGACAGACGUUAGGAAUGAUUGCUUUUUAUUAUUAGCAGAGGUGAAAAAUGCUACAUCUGUUUCUGUUUCGACAAUUGCUUUGGUUAUUCCAAUAACAACGCCAGAGGAAGUUGUUUUAGCGAUAGGAAGAGGAGCUGGAAUGUUGGAUGUGUGGAUUUAUGAUAUAUCGAGCAAGAAGCUUCGUUUUGUUGCGAACUGUAAUGCCCAUGAACAAGUGGUAACAGGUUUGGCUUGGGCUUUUGAUGGUGCUUGCUUGUACAGUUGCAGUCAGGAUAAUUCAAUCCGCAGAUGGAUUUUUCGUGGGGAUUCUCUAUGUGAGGCACCUUUAUCUUCGAAUUCUGCUGCUUCUGAAGCAUCUAAUAAUAAUCUUUCCAGUGUUUCUGAUCUAUGCUUUGGGCUUGCACUUUCCCCUGGAGAGCAGAUGGUUGCUAUGGUCCACAGCUUUGAUGCCAAUCUUCAGCACCAAAUGUAUGAGAAGAGGUCCCAGAGAGCCGUUGUUGAGUUUUUUUGGAGUGGUGGCCAAUCUUUUGAGGUUCCAAAUGACAGUAGACUUGAUGGUUGCAGAUUUGAAGCCAUAAGCUGUUUGUCUGUGCCGGAGUUUACCUGCUGGGAAAUCAAUACCUUGGGGUUUUUGAAAUCCUUAGAAAAUGUGAAUAAGCCAAUAGUGAUUUGGGACACAUUAACCUUGUUACGAAACCUUAGGAAAGAUUUUCCUGUCUUGGUUGAGAAUAUGAUAACUAAAUGGAUAUCCAGCUGGUUUUCAGGUCCAGUGAGUGAUUCACUUGAGGCUAUAUUGUUUCGUGACCAGGAUAAGAUUUUGAUGGUUAGUUCUCGUAAAAUUCAACUGCUAAACAUUAUCUGCAGAAGGGUGAUGCUUAGUGAAAUGGGGAUUGAUUCAGUUAAAGAUUAUCAAUUUAAACACAAUAGAUCAAGUAAUAAGGGAAGUAACUCAGAUUCAUGGAAUGAUUUGCUCAUUAAAAGUGAAGGUGAGCUACAAGAACGUCUUGUUGCUUUUUCUUUCCAAGUUGUUCUAAAAAAUACAGCUAAUUCUCAAUCAACUGUUGGAGAGAGUGCAUAUUGGUCUCCUGUUGGACUAGCACAGAUGGAACGAUGGACUGCCAUUAACGAUCAAAAGAUUCAUAGUCAGCUUAGGCUUCUUGGAUCUGAGGUUGCUGAAUGCAGGAGCAGGAACAAUAUUGGCAUUUCUCAGUCUGAUGAGGAAGAGAGCUGUAGUUUUUGCUCUGCUCCAGUACCUUUUGAGUCUUUCGAAGUAGCUUUCUGUGAAGGUAUUGUGAAUCAAAAGGGUUGUAAUGAAAGGCAUCAGCUUACAAGAUGUGCAGUUUCCAUGAGGCUUUGCUCAGUGACAGAGCCACUAUGGCACUGCAUGUGCUGCCGGAGAUGGGCUGCUAACCUACUUCCUCGUUCAUUUUUUAUGCUACAAAAUUCUCCUCUAUAUUUCAGAAAUGUAAGAACAUUUUCUGCUGUUGGAGAACGUGUAAAACCAUUGUGUCCUUUUUGUGGGAUUCUACUUCAGCGGUCAAUGCCUGAUUUUUUGUUGUCAACUUCUCUAGUCUAGCUCCUUUUUUUUCAUGUGUAAUUACCAUUCUGCCUUUGAAUGGCAAAUUUUUUUAUUUAAGAGUGGUCAUUUCAGGUCUUUUUGAUAGUCCACAAUUUAUGCUA
This is a messenger RNA of Phalaenopsis equestris, 3062 nucleotides long. RefSeq lists its product as uncharacterized. Gene Ontology annotation, cellular component: transcription factor TFIIIC complex. Lineage: Eukaryota; Viridiplantae; Streptophyta; Magnoliopsida; Asparagales; Orchidaceae. Gene Ontology annotation, biological process: transcription initiation at RNA polymerase III promoter. Bases 292 to 2958 code for a protein of 888 amino acids. Gene Ontology annotation, molecular function: histone acetyltransferase activity; protein binding. The record is from RefSeq and is a predicted model, not a curated record. The transcript has 17 exons.